Molecule: messenger RNA, 1341 nt
Organism: Dunckerocampus dactyliophorus (ringed pipefish)
Lineage: Eukaryota; Metazoa; Chordata; Actinopteri; Syngnathiformes; Syngnathidae
Gene: gemin7
Product: gem (nuclear organelle) associated protein 7
Exons: 2
Coding region: 95-493 (132 amino acids)
Biological process (GO): spliceosomal snRNP assembly
Cellular component (GO): SMN-Sm protein complex
Source: RefSeq, a predicted model, not a curated record
AAAAAAACAGUCGAAGAAGCCCCGUUUAGUUUGCGUUGCAGUGUUUUGCUAGCGGGCUGCUAACACCAGGGAACUGUUUCUAAGUUCAAGUAGAAUGGCAACACCUGUGCCCGUGCUUCGCCUGCCGAGAGGACCCGACCCAAAUAGCCGUGGAUUCGACCCGAAUUCCCCCCGCUUCAUCGCACUUUGCCGCACGUCCGUCACUUCCUCCUCUCGCGCCGCUUCUGCGUUACGCGCAGACUCAGGCGAACUGAGGCCGGAGCAGAGCGCCCGUGCGCAGUUGAGGGAACGCUUCCUCCGGUGCGUGCUGGCCACGUGCAACAAGAAGGUGCGCUUCCACCUGCACGACAACGUCAGGGUGGAGGCCACCUUCGGCGCUUCUGAUAUCGACGUGCUCAACUUCCAGGUGUCCGACCUGCACACACCCAUCGGCGUGCAGAAAGAAGCCCUCCUCAGAUGUCAGGACGUCAUUUCAUACACGUUUGAUUUGUGAAGACGGCUCCUUGUCACACAAGGAUGCAACAUUGAACCUUUGCCUCCUUCCCUUCCUCUCGGAGGGAAUUAUGGCUGCAUUUUUUCCAGCCUUGAAUCAAAACAAGAAGCACGAACCCUUUUUCUAACACAAGAUGGCGCCAUGAGGCCUAUUUCUACUGCCUUACUACGGAAGCUGGACUUGCUGUGACCAUUGUAGUGUGCAGUAUUAGAAAACGUACAACAACAUUCAGCUGAAAUAAUGUCAAGUAUAUUUAGAGAAGAAAGCAUUAUGUUGGUAGAUGAUACGGCUCUUGUAUUGCACCUCACAAGUUGUGCUGUAGUGACAUUAACAGACUCGAUCGCUGCAUUUGUGUCUGUGGAGAAAAAACAUGAGGCUUACGGAUCCAAGAUUUGACGAGCAAAUUAAAAACGUCUGUGUGAAAUUGCUCAUGCAUGUUUUGUUUCUCCGUGAAUGCCUUUAUGCACUGCCAAGACACGUAAAGUAUGUGUAAGUACCUGCUUGAUGAGAAGAUAGAAACUUAAUAUUACGUUUAAUAAAAUAAGACAGCAGCUUGUGAAAAUAAAGAAAAACAUCAUUUCCAUAUCUAAGCUAAGGUAACUUUAGUGUCAAAUGCAAACUGAAUUGAUUUUUAGUUCCUGUUGUGAGACAGUUAUCAUUCAGUCACUGGUAUGGCUGGUUGGUCAAGGGCAGGGGCCGGGGGCCAUUUGCAGCCCACACAUUUUUUUUUUGGCCUGCGGCACAUUCUAAAAAUAUAAUUUAACAUGAAAACUUUUUUUUUUUUUAAGUGAUGUCAAAAAAGUCAAACAUAUAUUAAGAGAAAAAAGCUGUAAUUUUACGAGAAUAAC